GAGACCACUUUACGACGGUCCUUUUACAAUUUGACAUGAUCUUAAUAGUCGUUAUUGCGUUUCUUAGGGAAAAAACUUGCCAGUGAAUAGUUUCUAAGUCAAGAAAACCGUUGAAAAUUAGGAAAAAUGAGGGAAAAGAAAAUUUCACAGGUUAGCCAGAUGUCUAGGAGCUUGAGUAAACAGGAGGAGCUACUCAAUGUUCAAACGCAGUAUUUUCUUAAGUUAGACGAAAUAAAAUUGACGAAAAAAGAAAGAUUUAAAAAGGCGAUAUACGAUCCCAAAACGAAGAAGGUGUUUGGAAGAACGAGUAUUAGUUGGGCCAAAAUUGGUCUCUUUUACUUAAUCUUCUAUGGAAUGUUAGCAGCUUUGGUAGCAGUAUGCAUGUGGGUAUUUUUCCAGACUCUUGAUCCUAGAAUACCGAAGUGGCAGCUAGAUGAAUCACUAAUAGGUACCAAUCCGGGUUUGGGUUUCCGUCCUAUGCCUGAGAAAAACGAAGAAAGUACGUUAAUAUGGUUCCAGGGCUCCAACAAGACGAGCUAUUCUUACUGGGUCGAGAACAUUUUAAAAUUUUUGGAUAAGUACUACGUUCCCAGCAAAAUAGCUAAAGGAAAUGGCCAAAUUAAAACAUGCUCUCAUCACGACUAUCCUACUAGUGGAGAAGUAUGCGAAGUCGAUGUCAGAGAUUGGGAAGAAUGCAACAGGGAUCAAUUCUUUAAUUAUCACAAGAAUUCUCCAUGUAUUUUUAUUAAAUUGAACAAAAUAUAUAACUGGGAGCCAAUGUAUUACGAUGAUCCAUACGAUUUACCUGAGGAAAUGCCGGAUAAUCUGAAGCAACAUAUAAGGGGUAUCAACAAUACUAGAGAGUUGAGAAACGUUUGGGUCUCAUGUCAAGGAGAAAAUCCUGCUGAUGUAGAAUACUUGGGCCCCAUUACAUACUAUCCCCGAAGCGUACAGGGCUUCCCUGGUUACUAUUUUCCGUACUUGAACUCUGAAGGUUACCUAAGUCCUUUAGUAGCAGUUAAAUUUGAAAGACCAGUGGCUGGUAUCGUUAUUAACGUAGAGUGCAGAGCCUGGGCAAGGAACAUACUUUACAACAGAGCCGAUAGAACGGGCUCUGUGCAUUUCGAGCUGCUAAUUGAUUAAAUAUUAUUUUACCCAAUUGGACAAUAGAAGAAUCCUUCAGGACUUUUUAAUUCAAAUAUUAUAUAGUAAUAGAAAUGUUGCCUUAAAAUAGGGGCCUUUUAUAAAAUAGCCGAUCGAUCACAUAAGUUAAGCUAUAAGAAGUACAUUCCAAUAUGAACCAACCAUACCAAAUAUUUUUAUACAUUUUAUAAAUUUUAUAUAACUUUUUUAAAUCUUACUGAAAUUAUCCUUUUUGGCAUCUCAUUGUUGCAAUUUUUGUUUCUAGAAUUAAAAUAUAUUGUGUUCUAUAUUAAUUUUAAAGUGAUGUAUAUAUUUUUGUAGAAGUAGAAAUAUUUUGUUUUUGUUGUGUGUAUCUUAUUGAGACAGCUAAUUUUGUAAUAAUAAAAUAAAGUAUACCAAUAAUAUUUUAUACUU
Messenger RNA from Diabrotica virgifera virgifera (western corn rootworm), 1557 nucleotides. Its product is annotated as sodium/potassium-transporting ATPase subunit beta-2-like. Lineage: Eukaryota; Metazoa; Arthropoda; Insecta; Coleoptera; Chrysomelidae. Gene Ontology annotation, biological process: intracellular sodium ion homeostasis; sodium ion export across plasma membrane; potassium ion import across plasma membrane. Bases 127 to 1143 code for a protein of 338 amino acids. Gene Ontology annotation, cellular component: sodium:potassium-exchanging ATPase complex. Gene Ontology annotation, molecular function: ATPase activator activity. The transcript is spliced from 5 exons. The record is from RefSeq and is a predicted model, not a curated record.